This is a messenger RNA of Myiozetetes cayanensis, 5345 nucleotides long. RefSeq names its product choline dehydrogenase (gene CHDH). Gene Ontology annotation, molecular function: flavin adenine dinucleotide binding; choline dehydrogenase activity. The transcript has 8 exons. The record is from RefSeq and is a predicted model, not a curated record. Lineage: Eukaryota; Metazoa; Chordata; Aves; Passeriformes; Tyrannidae. Bases 187 to 2022 code for a protein of 611 amino acids. Gene Ontology annotation, cellular component: mitochondrial inner membrane.
GGACAGAGCUCGAUCUGCCUCCUCCUCGGGCGGCCCCGCUCUCUGUAGUGCAGGAGCCCCCCGGGCGGGGUCGCGGGACCCGCGGAGCUCACAGCGGCCAGACACGCUUGUUCUCUGGAGGAAGCGGCGAGGGUAAAACACUGGAUCUUUGUUGAAAAUUCUGCAAAACUGGUACUGUCAGUAAAGAUGUCGUACUUAAUAAAAGGAGUUAAAUGGUGCAGUCCUGUAAGUCAGAUGGGCAAAGUAACAGGAAGCCUCUUUAAAGCACACACAUUAAAGAACAUUUUGGGCAUCAAUGAACAACAACUCAAAAUUUCACGUGCAUCAUCUCAACUUAGCUCUGAAAAGGCAAACUCUUAUAACUACGUCAUUGUUGGAGCUGGAUCAGCGGGGUGUGUAUUAGCCAACAGACUGACAGAAGACCCUCUCAGUACUGUGCUCCUUCUCGAAGCAGGCCCUAAAGAUACCCUUCUAGGCAGUAAAAGGCUGAUGUGGAAGAUUCACAUGCCUGCUGCAUUAACAUACAACCUCUGUGAUGAGAAAUACAACUGGUACUACCACACAACAUCCCAAAAGCACAUGGACAACCGAGUGAUGUACUGGCCCCGAGGGAGAGUGUGGGGUGGCUCCUCCUCCCUCAAUGCUAUGGUUUACAUCCGAGGGCAUGCAGAGGAUUAUAACAGAUGGAGCAGGGAAGGGGCUACAGGAUGGGACUAUGAAUAUUGCUUGCCCUAUUUUAAGAAAGCACAGACACAUGAAUUGGGGCCAAAUCAGUACAGAGGUGGAAAUGGACCCCUGCACGUGUCAAGAGGGAAAACAAACCAUCCUCUUCAUCAAGCAUUCCUGGAGGCAACCCAGCAAGCUGGGUAUCCCUUCACAGAUGACAUGAAUGGCUAUCAGCAAGAAGGAUUUGGCUGGAUGGACAUGACUAUACAUCAAGGUCAGAGAUGGAGCACAGCUAGUGCUUAUCUUCGCCCAGCCAUAUCACGCCCAAAUUUGUCAGUUGCAGAGAAGACACUUGUAACAAAAAUCUUGUUUCAAGGAACAAAAUGCAUUGGUGUUGAGUAUGUGAAAAAUGGGCAAACAAAAAAGGUUUUUGCCAAUAAGGAAGUUAUUUUAAGUGGAGGUGCCAUAAAUUCUCCACAGCUGCUUAUGUUGUCUGGAAUUGGAAAUGCAGAUGACCUAAAAAAACUGGGGAUCCCUGUUGUUUGCCAUCUUCCUGGAGUAGGCCAGAACCUUCAAGAUCAUUUAGAAGUGUAUGUCCAGCAAAAGUGCACCAAGCCUAUUACUCUAUAUAGUGCACAAAAGCCACUUAACAUGAUAAGGAUUGGUCUGGAAUGGCUUUGGAAAUUUACAGGUGAGGGAGCCACUUCCCACUUAGAAUCUGGUGGUUUUAUCCGAAGUGAACCAGGGGUUCCUCACCCCGACAUUCAGUUCCACUUUCUUCCUUCUCAGGUGAUUGAUCAUGGUCGGGUUGCUUCCACGAUAGAAGCUUACCAGGUCCAUGUGGGACCCAUGAGGAGCACAAGUGUGGGCUGGCUGAAGCUGAAGAGUACAAACCCAAAUGACCAUCCUAUCAUUGAGCCCAACUACCUGUCAACAGAAAGAGAUAUUUGGGAAUUCCGCCAGUGUGUCAAGUUGACCAGAGAGAUCUUUGCUCAGAAAGCUUUGGAAGAAUUCUGCGGGCCUGAAAUUCAGCCAGGAAGCCAUGUCCAGUCUGACAAAGAAAUAGAUGCUUUCAUAAGGCAGAAGGCUGAUAGUGCUUAUCAUCCUUCCUGCACCUGCAAAAUGGGUCAGCCUUCAGACAGCACUGCUGUAGUUGAUCCCCAAACAAAAGUCAUUGGCGUUGAAAACCUGAGAGUAGUCGAUGCUUCGAUAAUGCCCAGUGUUGUCAGUGGAAAUCUGAAUGCCCCGACCAUCAUGAUAGCAGAGAAAGCUGCAGAUAUAAUUAAGGGCCUCCCAUCACUUCAGGAGAAAAAUGUUCCUGUAUAUAAGCCUAAAACCCUGGAAUCACAGAGAUAAACAAAUAUUCUCAUCCUUUCACAUCUUUUGCUACUUAGGCUUUGAUCAGCAUGUGGGUAUCUCAUACUGAACGUGCCAACAUGAUAAAUAUCCCACAAAACAACAUGUCCUAAUAAAAUAACUACUAAUUUGAACUUUUUUUUUUAAAAUUAGACUACCUGCCCUUUUUUUUUUAAUGAGUUGGCUUAAGUUGCUUUUUUUAAAAUUACAGAAUCAUAGAAUAUGCUGAGUUGGAAAUAACCCAUCAGGACCAUUGAGUCCAACUUCUGGCCCUGUGUAGGACACUCCAAGAAUCACAAAUCAAGUUAAAUACGACCUCCUGUGGUAAAUUCAAACUUUUGGUUGAAGAGAAGCUGUUUCUAAGUGACAGAUGUGCACACGAGCCAGAAAUACAGUGCAAUUGCAUGAGGAAGGGAAGAUAUUAAUGUGUACUAUUUUGAAAAUCCUUAUGGUCUGCCUUGUUAUUUAAAGAAACAUCCUUAAAGUUACUGGUCUUAGCUCCAAGGUCAUUGUUUGCAAAAGAUAUUUCUCAAAAAAUAUUGUGAAUGGUGCCUUGCUAUCACUCAAAUUUUAUUUAAACAAUUACAGCCAAACUACCUUUAAAAUGAAAUGUUAUUCAAAAUAACUGCAUAAGGUCAGAUAUUUAUAAUAUGGGAAGAGAUCUUUUUAAAUUAGAAGACAAGUAUCUUAUUCAGUGAAUCCAUUUUAGUUGGGACUUAAAUCUUAAUUUUAUUAUCUUCAAAUGUGUGAAUUAAGAUGCAUGAUCCUUCAUGGACUUACUGAAUGAAAUUGAAUCCAUCGGUUAGUUUGUAUUUAUUAAGAAUUGCAAAAUAACUUCUGACUAAGCAGCUGUCAAAUUGUAAAGUAAAAGCUUCUGUAGCCUAAAAGUUUGGUGGCAAACAGAAUAAACUUUUUUUCAGAAAAAAAAAAUGGAAUUUGACACCCUUUGAACAGAUUGUAAAAAACCUUGCUGACUCAGACAUUGGCUAGAGGGACAACUGCAGAUGUUUAAGGCAGAUACUUGUACCUGGUGCUGCUCGCUGUAAGGCAGGGAUUGGAAGCCCUGCUGUUAACUGAGAGAAAGGACUUGAUUCACUUGAAUGUCUGCAUAAAGACAAACAAAAGCACUGAAGAUGGAAGAUGACAGCAGUGAACUCUGCUCCAAAAAGAGGCAGGUAAACCCUUUCUAUGUACGUGAUGCAUUCUUUUGAAAUGAGGGGAAGAACAGGAAUAUUUCAAGUCGUAGGUGAUUGAUUAGCUGAAAGACAUGAUUGAUCUGACGAAACUGUGCGUUUGGGAGAAGCAUGGACUGCAUAUUCUGUACCUUUUAAUGGCAAAUCUUUUUUAUUCAGCACCUGUGUUCCUGAGAUUUUUCCUUUAAAGGUAUUCAGCAAGUGUCUUAGUGUCAUUUGGAACACAAUUAGCAUACUCAGAGUAAUAAUAUAAACAGGUGAGACUUACCACAGUCCUGUGCAGUUGAGAGGGGAAGCAAUUUGGCAAGAUGGAAAACUGAAGUUCCUGCAUUUGCAGAUUUAUAACAUGGGUUUCCAAUCUAGGUAUACAAGAUGGAAAUUGUUAUUAUGCAGCUGCAGAGGAUUAACUAGCCACUGGCUUACAUAACUUACCACUGAACACACAGAGCUAUCCUCUGCCAUUAUGUCAAGCCCUAAAAAUAUGAGUAAAUAGCAAAGUAUCCACAACAAACUAUAUGUAUCUUAGAUAAUCAGGCACUUCUUCUGAAACAUAAUCUUUUCUGGCACCCAUAGACACCUUGCAGAUUCCUCCCCUUCGAAACACUUAAAACAUUUUCAUUGCUGUGAACUGCAGUUGCUUUAUUAAUUCCAGCCUCACUGCUGUAGAACGCUGAGGCUCCUUCAUGACAUUCCUUUGACGCAGUGCUAGAGAAAUGGCUGGAAGUUUUUGCUGCCCUGGGGAAAUCUUUAGGUAACACCAAUCUUACCAUUAGUUUCUCUUGCUGAUACCUGGCUGCUGAUAUUGAAUUCCUGGUAAAAUUGUUCUGACUCCUAGCAGAGUCAAGUCAUGCUUAGAACAUGUCCAAGAUAUUCUAACAUGCCCCGUGGAGCACUGGCAGUCUGCUAGCUAAAAUUAACCAUCUUUUACACCUUAUUGGAUUGCAAAACACAGGCUGAGAAUUCCAGAGUUUUACUUAUUUAACAGAAUAAUAUGGUGUGAUUAUUCCCAAUUCUACCGAGACAUUAAUUUUUCUAUAAUGUGCAGAUGACACUAUUUAUGUAUUCAAAACCAGUUAACUAUAACAGCUGUUUGAUGUGAGAAUUUGGAAAUUACUAGACCUACCAGCAUGGCUUGAACCAACAGUGGUUCUGCAAGUGAGAACAUCAGCAUUUCCAUGGGGUUAUCUUGCUGCAGAUGCUUCAGACAGCUGGAGGUCUCUGGUUGGGACAAUGAGAUUAAGAAAGAAAAGUGGCCAAACCCACACCUUUUGUACACACAUUUCAGUUCAAAUUGCUUUGGUAUGACAAGUGCUUUUAAAAGCAGCAGAAAAUACCAGUAUUUGUAAAACUGCAAUUUAUGUAAGGUUUUGUACACCAGAACUUCUGAUGUUUCAACAACUUAAAAUCCUUUCCAAGUGUCUGAUUUUAAUUAAUCUGCAACCAAAUGAGGCAGCUAUAUAAAUACUGGAAAACUGUAAACUGGGCUUGUAAUAUGCAUUUUCUAUAAAAUAUACAAAAAUUUUUUUAGGAAUAAUUAAAUAUUCUAUACUUCUUAUAGUUAAAAUGAAGAGUUAUUGUAGAGAGAACACAUGAUAUCACUGCAUUGUAACUUUAGUCUCAAUUCUUCUGUCAUCCAAGCUCCAAAAAAAAUGUGUUCAAAUAUAUUUUGUAGAUUCACUUUUUCAGUGAAUUUACUUAUAACUUAUUGUUAUUUCACAAGAUACCAAAUCCAGAAACCUCCAUUUUGGCUUCCUGGAGUUUCUUUUUUUCUGUAAACUGGGAAAGUACAAUGAAGUGACUACAGCUGGGUAACCUACACAAGCACUUCCCAGCAGAUGGCAUGAAAAAUAUUGAUGUUUUAGGGGAUUAUAAUCAAAUUUUCCUAAUUCUUUCCAUAGAUCUGUAUCUAGGGAAGUAAUAAUCCCUUUUUUUAUAUGAAAACUCUCCUUGUUUUUUUUCUUUCUGGUUAACAGCAACCAUUCAUAAAAGGCUGAUACAGUAGCCUGAUACUGUAUUCCACAUGUCCCCUCCCAUUCUUCAAACAAUGCAAACAGAAUUUAACCUUUGGAGCUUGUUGGUGAAAAAAUAUUAGUAAAAGGACACCCAAGUAUAAUAAAAUUAUUACACAGU